Erigeron canadensis is the source of this 4759-nucleotide messenger RNA. Its product is annotated as DExH-box ATP-dependent RNA helicase DExH7, chloroplastic. The record is from RefSeq and is a predicted model, not a curated record. Bases 123 to 4454 code for a protein of 1443 amino acids. Gene Ontology annotation, molecular function: RNA binding; ATP binding. NCBI's taxonomy places the organism in Eukaryota, Viridiplantae, Streptophyta, Magnoliopsida, Asterales, Asteraceae. Gene Ontology annotation, cellular component: intracellular anatomical structure. The transcript is spliced from 34 exons.
CAUUUAUACAUUUCGUAAUCGCACUUCACACUCACCACCGCAAAACUAUUCACUCUUCCGACGAUCUCUCAGUCAUUGAUUCAUAUUUCCCCAUAACACACACUGAAAACACACACACAAACAUGGCGCCAAAGAAGAAACAACAACAAAAUAAAAAAUCAUCAUCUUCUUCAUCAAAAAACAAACCACAGGCAUCAUCUUCAACCGGUCCAAAACUUCAAAUUUCUGCGGAGAAUGAAAAUCGGCUGCGGCGGCUUUUACUUAACUCUGGCCGGUCCACCGUUGCUGCUCCGGUUCCGGAAGAUUCUUCUAAUCUUACCAAAGAACAAAAGGCGAAAAAAUUGCAUAAUGUUUAUGAAAAGUUAUCUUGUGAAGGUUUUACUGAUGAUCAUAUCGAACGUGCUCUCUCUCAUCUUAAGGAAAGGGCUACUUUUGAAUCUGCCUUGGAUUGGCUAUGCUUGAGUUUGCCGCCAAAUGAGCUCCCACUGAAGUUUCGCAGUAGCACUGCAAUUCUUCCUGAUGAUGGUGGUUCUGUCGGUGUCAUAUCAACUGCACGAGAUGAUUGGGCCCCUGCUCUACACUCAGCAGUUGCUACUGAAAAUGAAAAGCCAGACAUAUCAAUCAAGAGUAUAGAGCAGCGAAAAGUUGAUACUUUGGAUACUUUCCAGCAGUCUCAAGCAGAUUGGAUCCGUCAGUAUAUGGAGCAACAAGAAGAGGAUGAUUAUGAAUCUUGGGAAGAUGCUGCGGUUGAUCAGGAAUGCGAGCCAAGAAACUAUGAGAUUAUUCGCGAGGAAUAUCACAGUGCUCGGUUACAAGCUAUAAAUGCCAAAGAAAGAAAGGAUAAGAAAGGCCAAGAACAAUCUGGUCAAUUAAUUCGUAAACUUAAGCAAGAGAUGGCUGCACUAGGUAUAUCGGUUGAUACCUUGGCUGCAGAAUUUGAGAGUCGCCAUCGUGUUGUUGAGGAAUCCCAUAAAAAACACGUGGAUGCUGCUUUACGUAAAGAAGAUGCUUCUUUAGACUCUUUUGUUGAGAAAUUGGACCCGGAAGAUGAUGGAACCUUUACAGAUAAUUACCCAGAAGAUCUCUUAAUGCAGGGUCUUGCGUUAAGUUUUCCUAGUCAAGAUGGAACAGUUGUAAAUGAGGACUCAGAAGAAAUCGAGUUGGGUGAUAUGUUUCUGGAAGACUCAUCAUCUGGUGAAGUUUUGCAUCCUCGGAUUGUGGAACUGCAGAAGAAGGAGAAGAUGAAAGAGUUAACUAGUGAAAAAAACUUGGAAAAGUUGGAGGGACUCUGGAAGAAGGGGGACCCACUAAAGAUUCCUAAGGCCAUUCUUCACCAAGUUUGUCAAAGAUCUGGAUGGGAGGCACCAAAGUAUAUUAAAGUACAAGGCAUAGGAGAUGGGUGUAGUUAUACUGUGAGUGUGAUACGUAAAUCUAGUGGGAGGGGUAAAAGCAGAAAAGCUGGAGGACUAACUACUGUUCAGCUACCUAGUCCUGGAGAAACAUUUGAAACUGCUGAGGAUGCACAAAACAGAGUUGCUGCAUUUGCUUUGUAUCAACUCUUCCCUGACCUACCUGUUCAUUUGAUGAUGACAGAUCCAUAUGCUUCACUGGUUUUACAAUGGCUGGAAGGAGACCUAUCAGGAGAUGUGAAAAACACGGAAGUAGAUAGACGGGCAGGUUUUGUGGAUUCGUUACUUGAUGCCAAUGUUAUAUCUGCGGAUCUCCUGGAUACUUCUAUGCAGAAUGAUUAUCAAACUACUCAGGCUCAAGAAGAUACAAGUUCCAAGGAUACUGGUAUUAGUAUGAAUGUUGAAAGUACUGACUAUCAUAAUCAGGUAGAGAGUACCUACUUAAAAAAGCAACAAGAUAGUAAAAGAAAAAUGAAGAAGUAUGAGGACAUGUUAAAAUCAAGAGCUGCUCUACCUAUUGCUGAACUAAAAGGCGAAAUUUUACAUUUGUUAAAUGAUAAUGAUGUUCUAGUUGUCUGUGGAGAAACGGGUUGCGGAAAAACAACUCAGGUGCCUCAGUUUAUCUUGGAUGACAUGAUUGAAGAGGGACAUGGUGGGAUUUGUAACAUUGUGUGCACUCAACCAAGGAGGAUAGCGGCCAUUUCUGUUGCUGAAAGAGUUGCUGACGAGCGUUGUGAGUCUUCACCAGGUUCUAAUGAUUCUUUGGUCGGUUAUCAAGUACGUCUUGAUAGUGCAAGAACUGAGAGAACAAAACUUCUGUUUUGUACAACUGGCAUUCUGUUGAGGAUGAUUGUGGGAAACAAAAGCUUUGCUGAUAUAACUCAUGUUAUUGUUGAUGAAGUGCAUGAGCGGUCUCUCUUGGGUGAUUUUCUGCUGAUUAUCUUGAAGAGUUUUAUUCAAAAGCAAUCUGCCCAAAACGCACAAAAGCUAAAAGUUAUCCUUAUGUCUGCAACAGUUGAUUCGCAACUGUUCUCACAUUACUUUGGUGACUGCCCUGUUAUUCAUGCACAAGGCCGAACACAUCCUGUGACAACCUAUUUUCUUGAGGACAUCCACGAAAAAACAGAUUACCGGCUUGCUUCAGAUUCCCCAGCUUCUUUGAGAUCUGAUGCGCCAAAACAGAAGGGUGCCGCUGUUGACAACCACAGAGGCAAGAAGAAUCUGGUCUUAUCUGCAUGGGGUGAUGAAUCCGUUCUGUCUGAAGGGUAUACAAACCCCUAUUAUAUUCCAGGAAACUAUCAAACAUACAGCGAGCAAACUCAGCAAAACCUGAAAAGGUUGAAUGAAGAUGUUAUUGAUUAUGAUCUUCUUGAAGACCUGAUUUGUCACGUUGAUGAAACUUAUCCUGAGGGUGCAAUAUUGGUCUUUCUACCUGGAGUUUCUGAAAUUCACACAUUGCUUGACAAGUUAGCUGCGUCGUACCAAUUUCGUGGAGAAGCCUCUGAAUGGCUUCUCCCAUUGCAUUCGUCUAUUGCAUCGUCUGAGCAGAAACAGGUGUUUCUGAGGCCUCCAGAUGAUAUCCGUAAGGUGAUAAUCGCCACAAAUAUCGCAGAGACUAGUAUUACGAUAGACGAUGUAGUUUAUGUCAUUGAUUGUGGCAAACAUAAGGAGAAUCGCUACAAUCCGCGGAAGAAACUGUCAAGCAUGGUUGAAGAUUGGAUAUCUCGAGCUAAUGCAAGGCAGCGACGAGGAAGAGCUGGACGUGUAAAACCAGGAAUCUGCUUUUGCAUGUAUACUCAUCACCGAUUUGAAAAGCUCAUGCGCCCAUUUCAGCUUCCAGAGAUGCUGCGGAUGCCAUUGGUAGAAUUAUGUUUACAAAUCAAAUUACUUUCUCUUGGUCGUAUAAUGCCAUUUUUAGAGAAGGCCCUUGAACCUCCAACAAAGGAGGCCAUUACUUCAGCAAUUUCAUUGCUAUACGAGGUUGGUGCAGUCGAAGGUGAUGAAGUGUUGACACCUCUUGGGUAUCAUUUGGCAAAACUACCAGUUGAUGUAUUAGUUGGAAAGAUGAUGUUAUAUGGUGGAAUAUUUGGCUGCUUAUCACCUAUUCUCUCUAUUUCAGCAUUUCUGAGCUAUAAAUCUCCAUUUAUAUACCCUAAGGAUGAGAGACAUGCUGUUGAGAGAGCAAAAUUCGCUCUAUUAACUGAUAAUGUUGGCGGUGCAAAUGAUGUGGAUAAUUGGGAUCGACAGUCUGACCAUUUGAUUAUGAUGAUUGCAUAUAAGAAAUGGGACAAAAUUUUGCAUGAGAAUGGAGCUAAUGCUGCAGAACGUUUCUGCAAAUCAUAUUUUUUAAGCAGCUCUGUUAUGUACAUGAUAAGGGACAUGCGGGUACAAUUUGGAACAUUGCUGGCAGAUAUUGGACUCAUUGACCUUCCAAAAAAUUAUCAGAGUGGGGGUAAAUGGAAAGAGAAACUUGAUAGUUGGUUUUCAGAUACUACACAAGCAUUCAAUGUUUAUUCAAAUCAUUCCUCAGUUGUGAAGGCAUUGCUUUGUGCUGGUUUAUAUCCCAACGUCGCUGCGACUCAACAAAGUGUUUCAGAGAAAGCUCUAAAUAGCCUUAGACAGUCUGCAGGUCCUGCAAUGGAUGGCUCUAAUGUGUGGUUUGAUGGAAGAAGGAUAGUCCACAUUCACCCUUCUUCUGUCAAUAGCAUCUCUAAAACUUUUCAGCACCCAUUUCUUGUUUUCCUUGAGAAGGUUGAGACAUCGAAGGUGUUUCUCCGGGAUACAACCAUCACUUCUCCCUACUCUAUUUUGUUGUUCGGUGGUUCCAUGAACAUUCAACAUCAGACUGGUCUUGUAACAAUAGAUGGUUGGUUGAAAAUGGCUGCACCAGCUCAAACUGCUGUCCUCUUCAAGGAACUUCGACUAACUCUUCAUUCAAUUCUGGAGGAACUGAUUAGGAAGCCACAGACUGCAAACAUUGCUGAAAAUAAUGUCAUCCAGUCGAUUGUACAUUUGCUACUAGAAGAGGAUAAACCUAAAAGGUGAUAUGCUAUAAAAUCAUUGGAAUGCUUUUCUACAAUUCACAGUCCUCAGAUAGUGUGUUGGAAGAUACUUUGUUAUGGUUUCAUGUUAACAGCUUUUUGGAGAAAAGGGUUCUGCAUCAUCUGCAUUACAACAAAUUACUGACCACAAAGUUUACUGUAAGUUCUCAUCAGGUUAUUACUUAUUAAAUUAAUGAGCCAAAAUUUUUUUUAGAUUAUGUAUGUAGGCAAAUAUAAAUAUAGUUCCAAUUGUUCGAAAUUUGAAUUUACAUUUUGAUAAUGAUAAGUUACAGAAAUUCUAUGAACUCA